AUGGAAAGCUCUUUGGAACUGGCCAAUAGUUCCACCAACCACGAUUUUAUCCUUCUGGGGUUAUCUGCCAAGAAAGGAGUCAGAGAUGCUCUGUUUGCCAUCUUCAUGACCCUCUAUCUGCUGACACUCCUGGAGAACGCGCUUGGCAUCUGCCUCAUCUGCAGUCAGCGGGAGUUGCUGCACAAGCCCAUGUACUUCUUCCUGGGCAACCUCAGCUGCCUCGAGAUGGGCUACGUGUCAGUGACCAUGCCCAGCUUGCUUGUGGGGCUGAGGACCAGUCCUUGCCGUGUAUCCUUCACAGCCUGCAUAGCUCAGCUGUUCUUAUUCAUCUCUCUCAUUGCUACCAAGAGCACCCUCUUGGCCUCCAUGGCCUAUGACCGCUAUGUGGCCAUCUGCUGCCCCCUGCACUACCCACUGCUCAUGAGGCCCCAGGUCUGCCAGGGCUUAGCUCUGUCCUCCUGGCUGGGUGGGCUGUUGAUCUCCAUGGUGAAGACCACGUGCAUUGCCUCCCUGUCCUACUGUGGCCCCAAUGUCCUCAACCACUUCUUCUGUGAUGUCUCUCCUUUGCUUAAUCUGUCCUGCACCCACGUGACCCUCGCAGAGCUGGUGGACUUCAUCUCUGCCAUCGUCAUCUUUUGUGGGUCAUUGCUAGUUGCUCUGGCCUCCUAUGUGGCCAUUGCCAAGGUGCUACUCCGCAUGCCUUCAGCUGCUGCAAGCCACAAGGCCUUCUCCACCUGCGCCUCCCACCUCGUGGUGAUGGGUCUCUUCUUCUCGGUGGUGCUCGUCAUGUAUUCCAGGCCCAGACGCAUCAAAUCCACAGACCUCGACAAGGGGCUGUCAGUCAUCUACACAGUGGCCACGCCCAUGUGCAGCCCAAUCGUCUACUGCCUGCGCAACAGGGAGGUCCGCGCUGUCCUGAGGAAGACCCUCCACUCACCCUCAGCUUCUUGA
This is a messenger RNA of Jaculus jaculus (lesser Egyptian jerboa), 951 nucleotides long. RefSeq names its product olfactory receptor 5-like. Lineage: Eukaryota; Metazoa; Chordata; Mammalia; Rodentia; Dipodidae. Gene Ontology annotation, cellular component: membrane. The transcript has a single exon. Gene Ontology annotation, molecular function: olfactory receptor activity; G protein-coupled receptor activity. The record is from RefSeq and is a predicted model, not a curated record. Bases 1 to 951 code for a protein of 316 amino acids. Gene Ontology annotation, biological process: G protein-coupled receptor signaling pathway.